AUGAAUCUAUUACCAUUGACGUGUAUAUUUUUUACAGUAUUUUCCAAACGUGUCGUGUGUUAUUAUACAAACUGGGCAGGAUACCGUCCGGGCAAAGGAAAAUUCUCAAAAGAAGAUAUUGAUCCAAAUCUAUGUACACAUAUCAUCUAUUCAUUUGCUCAAGUAUCGGGAAAUAGUUUGGCUACAUACGAUGGAAGCGACAAUCGUAAGACGAGCUUAAAAGCUCUAAAUCCAGAUUUAAAAGUUAUAUUAGCCGUGGGAGGAUGGAAUCAUGGAUCCCAACCUUUCACGCAAAUGGUGGCGACACCACAAUCACGAACUGAGUUCGUGAAAAAUUCCUAUAAUUUUAUAAAAGAACAUGGGUUUGAUGGCUUGGAUUUGGACUGGGAAUAUCCAGCUGACCGUGGUAGCCCACCGGAAGAUCGAGAACGUUUUACACUUUUGGCUAAAGAACUGAGUGAAAAAUAUAAACCAGAAGGGCUGUUAUUAUCAGCUGCCGUUCCAGCAACCCCAUGGCGUUAUGAUGCGAGUUAUGAGCCUCAAGUUUAUUUUGUAAAUUUGAUGACGUAUGAUUUUACCGGCGGAUGGGAAGCCACUGCUGGUCACAAUAGUCCAUUAACAAGUCAGAAGCAAACAGUUAAUAAUAUGUUAAGUAAACCCGACUGUACUGCCGAUAAACUCAAUCUCGGAAUGGCAUCUUACGGUAACAGCGCUAUCGGCGGUCCUCAAACUGGCGAAAGUGGCUUCCUCUCAUACUAUGAAGUUUGUGACAAGCUAAAAGCAGGUUGGACAGAAAAAUGGUCCGAUCAACAUAGUGUUCCAUAUGCUUAUUCAGGCAGUGAUUGGGUUGGUUAUGAUAAUCGUGAAAGCAUUGCGCUAAAGAGUGGAAAACGCGCUAUAAACUGGCGAUAA
Messenger RNA from Didymodactylos carnosus, 912 nucleotides. NCBI's taxonomy places the organism in Eukaryota, Metazoa, Rotifera, Eurotatoria, Philodinida, Philodinidae. The record is from the annotation of a GenBank genome assembly.